UACACUUUACGUAAACAUGGACCAUGUGGGUUUUGCGGGAAAAUCAGCGACUUCGAAAAUCUAGUGUUUGUUAGCUAAUCUACUAAAAGAAAUACAAAAGACUUCAAUUUUGGUCGGAGAGUUAUGAAAUGGCACCAAAGAGAAAGGCAUCUGCUGUUAAAGAACAAGUAAAUGUAACAGAAAGUGAUGUUGAUGUGAAAAGGAAACGACAAUGUAGAAGUAGACCUAAUACCUCAGUCACUAAACAGAAGGAAGAGCAAACAGAAAAGGCUGUUGGUAGAGGGAGAGUCACUAAACAAAAGGAAGAGCAUACAGAAAAGGUUGUAGUUAGAAGGAGAGUCACUAAACAGAAGGAAGAGCAAACAGAAAAGGCUGUUGGUAGAGAGAGGGGUUCGAGGUCUCAAGGAAGACAGGAGAAACUUGAAGGAAACAAUUCUGUUUUGACUGAAGAUAAUCAGGAUGGGUCACAUCCUAAAACUUUUGAUAAAGGUAACAAAAGCACAAAAACUCAAGUUAAAAAUGAAAAAUUGAAGCAGCCAAACAAAGGGAAGAGAAAACAUGUUGGUAAUAUAAAUGAUCAUGAAAAUUUAGAAGAACCUGAACCAUUUAAUUGCAAAGUUGAAGAAAAUCAGAACAAUGUAUUUAAUGAGCUAGAAUCAGGGAAGGUAUUGAACAAGUUCAAAGAUGAAGUUUCUGAUAAAGAUUAUAUCAAUCCUUUAGUGUGUAUCAGUGGAGAAGCUAACAAUGUAUCAGGAUUUGAUAUUGACUACAUGAGUUCCUUCAGUAGUGAUGACAGUGAAUCUGAAGAAGAUGACAAAAAGUUGUCAUUCCCUUCGACCAACUUUGAAAAAAGUUCAAUUAGCAAGGACAAUAUCGUAAACAAAACCUCAGAAAAAUCAGUGAAAAAUGAGAAAACCUUUACCAGUAAUCGAAAACAACCUGAAGUGUUGCAUGUAUCAGAUGAGGAUGAUCAAAGAUUGUCCUCAGAGGAUGACUUUGAGACAUCCCAGAUUGGGACAUCGGACAGGAAAAGGAAGGCAAAGGGAAACACAAGUGGAAGAGUAAAUAAAGAAAAGAAAACGAAACCUAACAAAACAAAGCAUGGGAAACAAGAAGAACCAUCUGAAAAAAACGCAAAGAAAGGAACUAAACCAAAACCAAAAAAGGAAAGUAAUAAAACCAUAUCAAAACGAAAGAAGUCAAAUUUAGACAAUUCAACAGUGAAAACACAUACAAACAGUAGUAAGGUAAAAGAAGAAACUGUUCAGGUCAGAAAAAAUCCGUUGAAACAUUUGGAUGAGUCUGAUGUGGCUUCCGUGUUGAUUUUGAUGGAAGGAAAAAAGAAGGGGGAUAACUCUGAUGCAGGUCCUUCAGGGUUUGGGACUGUUGAUAGGUCAGAUGAAGAGAGUGAUCCUAGUAUGAUAGAGAGCAGUGAUGAGGAUGAAGAAGGAGACUGGGAGGAUGUCCAAGAUGACUUGUCCCAGCGUUCCCCCAAGAAAAACCAGCUGCCAGAAGGAGGGGUAGAAAUCACAAUAGACGCUCCUCAACUUUAUAGGAAGAGGAAGAAGAAGCAGUUUGACUGGAAGCAAUAUGUGCAGCGUCAGAUCAACAGAUUUCAGAAGGGAGUACGGGAGGAUAUUCACAAGGUUCACCUGAUGUGCCUGCUGGUAAGAGGUAUGUACCUGAGCCGGGUGUGUAACUAUCCUCAACUGACGGCCCAGGCGAUUUCCAUCACCCCAGACGAGUUCAGCAGCCGGCGCCCUGAUAGCAUCACCAUGGCAACACUCUCUAGAUUGGUCAAGUGGUUCAAGUCAGUGAUCCGUAUCGCAGAAGGGCAGUCUGAAGAAAACCAAAUGAAGUGUGUAUUACAAAGGGACUUUGAAGAGAAGAGAGCAAACAAUAUACUGGAGUUAGUGUUGUUGUUCAUCGUUCUGCUUCGAAGUAUGGGUCUGGAUGUCCGUCUCGUGAUGUCACUUCAGCCAAUGUCCUCAAAACCAUCAAAGGAGGAUGCAUCAUCAAAGUCAAAGCAGAAAAAAUCACUGCCAAAUGGUAGAAAUUCAAAGGCUUCUAAACCUGCUAAACAAUCUACGAAGUCCAAGCAAAAGGGAGCACAACAUGAUGAAGAUAGUUGUUCCCCAACUAAAAAAGUACAACCAAAGAAAAAGAAAAAAGAAGCAAAAGGCAAAUCAUCCAAAUUUUUCAAAAACUCAGAUAGUGAGAUGGAAGUUGUUAAAUUGGCAGGUAGGAAUAAAUCUAAGAAAACAAAGGAACAGAAAUGUGAUUCAGAAGAUGUAGAAGAAAAAUACAAAGUGAAAAAUAAAAGUUUGAGAGAACGUGGUUCAAAGGUCAAACCUUCAAGUUACAAGCAAGAGAAUGAUAUUGAUGAUGAGGAGGAGAAGGAGGAUGGGGAUUCUGAUGAAAGUUUUAUGUCAGUCAGUGACACAGAGGUUUGUGAUUCAGCAAGGCAGAAGAGCAAAAGGAAUAGCAAGCAAACUCAGAAAAGUAGAAAAAGAAAGGUCUCCCCAGACGUGAAGGCACCAGAAUCUCAGAGCAGUGAAAAUGAAAGUGAUUUUGAACCAGACCAGACUCAAUUUCGUAGUCCUCUAAGAACCAAGAAACCUUUGAAAAACAACAGGAAGGUUUUGUCCUCCGAUUCUGAUGACUCUAGUAGUACAGCUAGAGAAGGCUGUGACCAGUGGGCCGAGGUUUACCUGGAGACAGAGCACAAGUGGAUAUGUGUGAAUUUUGUCAAAGGAGAACUCAAUGCACCAUACGCAAUAGAAAGUCAUGCAUCUCAACCUGUCCAUUAUGUCAUGGCAUAUAGCAAUAAGGGUUACACAAAGGACGUGACGGCCAGAUAUGCUGCCAGCUGGCUGACUGACACACGUAAACUUAGAGCAGACCCAGAUUGGAUAGAGGAGACAUUCGCACCUUACGUAGACCCUGAUACAGAUGCUGGAGAACGGGAGGACACAGCCAUUAAGGAUAACCUAAUCAGACGUCCAAUGCCGACAAGUGUUGGGGCCUUUAAAGGACAUCCUUUGUAUGCCUUGAAACGUCACCUGCUGAAGUUUGAGGCGAUCUACCCGAACUCUGCUGUACCGCUCGGCUUUAUUAGGGGAGAACCUGUGUAUGCACGGGACUGUGUUCAUGUGUUACAUUCCAGGGAAAACUGGUUAAAGGAAGGGCGAGCUGUCCGACUUGGUGAGGAGACCUACAAAAUGGUGAAGUCCAGACCUAAAUGGAAUAAACCAAAAGAAAAUCCAGAUGCACUGGACCUGGAACUUUUUGGACACUGGCAGACUGAAGAUUACAUCCCACCACCAGCUGUUGAUGGUAAGGUUCCACGAAACGAGUAUGGGAAUGUGGAACUCUUCAAGGAAAGCAUGUUACCAGGGGGAACGGUACACUUGAAAGUGCCCGGAUUAAACAAAGUUGCCAAGAAACUUGGUAUUGACUGUGUUCCUGCCAUGAUGGGAUGGGACACACACUGUGGAUUCUCUCAUCCCAUACUAGAAGGGUUUGUUGUGUGUGAGGAACACAAAGAUAUCCUAUUGGCCGCCUGGGAUGAAGAUCAGGAGAUACAGCGCCAGAAGGAGGCUGAGAAAAAGGAAAAGCGAGUGAUCGCUAACUGGAAACUGUUGACAAAGGGACUCCUGAUUAAGGAAAAACUCAAAAGGAGGUUUGACCUUCAGACGUUCACUAAGGCAAGUUCGGAGAACCAUUUGGAGAAAUGUGAGGAUCCAGACGCAGCCAAAGCUGAAGACGUUGAGAAAUCCUGGCCUAGAAACAGGGAAAUCAAGAAAAAGGGAAAGAAAAAGUAUUCUGAAACAGAAGUGAUCUGAAAUCAACAUAAUGUGACACAGAGUUGAUCUGAAAUCAAUAUCAUGUGACACAAGUGAUCUGAAAUUAAUAGAUUGUGACACAAGUGAUCUGAAAUUAAUACAAUAUGACACAGAAUUGGUCUGAAAUUAAAAUUAAUAUAGUGUGACACAAGUUUGAUCUGAAAUCAAUAUGGUUUAACACAGGUCAUUAGAUACCAUUAUAAUUAGACUAAGAUGUGAUCUUAACGUCAAUAGAAUGUGAAUCAGAACUGAUCUAAAAUCAGUAUAAUGUGAGAGAAGCCAUCUGACAUUAGUGGCCCGGUUAUGUGAGAAGUCAUCUGAUAGUAGUGGCCCGGUUAUGUGAGAAGUCAUCUGACAGUAGUGGCCUGGUUAUGUGAGAAGUCAUCCGACAGUAAUGGCCCGGUUAUGUGAGAAGUCAUCUGACAGUAGUGUCCCAGUUAUGUGAGAAGUCAUCUGACAGAAGUGGCCCGGUUAUGUGAGAAGUCACCUGACAGUAGUGGCCUGGUUAUGUGAGAAGUCACCUGACAGUAGUGUCCCUGUUAUGUGAGAAGUCACCUGACGGUAGUGGCCCGGUUAUGUGAGAAGUCACCUGACAGUAGUGACCUGGUUAUGUGAGAAGUCAUCUGACAGUAGUGUCCCAGUUAUGUGAGAAGUCAUCUGACAGUAGUGGCCCGGUUAUGUGAGAAGUUAUCUGACAGUACUGGCCCGGUUAUGUGAGAAGUCAUCUGACAGUAGUGUCCCAGUUAUGUGAGAAGCCAUCUGACAGUAGUGGCCUGGUUAUGUGAGAAAUCAUCUGACAUGAGUGGCCAGGUUAUGUGAGAAGUCGUCUGACAUUAGUGGCUUGGUUAUGUGAGGAGUCAUCUGACAGUAGUGGCCCGGUUAUGUGAGAAGUCAUCUGACAGUAGUGGCCUGGUUAUGUGAGAAGCCAUCUGACAGUAGUGUCCCUGUUAUGUGAGAAAUCAUCUGACAUGAGUGGCCAGGUUAUGUGAGAAGUCAUCUGACAGUAGUUGCCUGGUUACGUGAGAAGUCAUCUGACAGUAGUGGCCUGGUUAUGUGAGAAAUCAUCUGACAGUAGUGACCCGGUUAUGUGACAUCUGAGGCAUGUAAAUGGAUGUUUCCAAGAGGGAUCUUUCUUUCUUUGUUUUAAGUAAAAAAAAGCAUGAUGUCUCAGGUUUUACUUUACAAAAGUAUAUACUUAAUUUCAAAUCAUUCCUUUUUAUAGGCAGAACUGUAUUCAUAUUUGUAACCAGGACCUUAUAAUGUAUAUUGAGAGUAGAAAAAGAUCAUAAUGAGUGAAUGUCUUCCAAAACUGAUAUAAAUUCAUUAAUUGUUAGUCAUUUUAAAAUGAAAGUAAUAAAGGAUAA
Mizuhopecten yessoensis (Yesso scallop) is the source of this 5209-nucleotide messenger RNA. Its product is annotated as DNA repair protein complementing XP-C cells-like. Gene Ontology annotation, cellular component: nucleotide-excision repair factor 2 complex; cytoplasm; nucleus. The record is from RefSeq and is a predicted model, not a curated record. Gene Ontology annotation, molecular function: damaged DNA binding; single-stranded DNA binding. Lineage: Eukaryota; Metazoa; Mollusca; Bivalvia; Pectinida; Pectinidae. The coding region runs from base 129 to 3845 and encodes 1238 amino acids. The transcript is spliced from 22 exons. Gene Ontology annotation, biological process: mismatch repair; nucleotide-excision repair.